AUGUUCCAUUGCGCCCUAGAGCAAGUGCUUGACACAGACGAUUUGGAGGAUCAAGACUCGAAAGUGGCACGCUGGCAACAUGGUAAGAAAGCGGAAUACAAGACCGCGGGCAUCGCGGGCGCGGUCGUCGCCUCUGCCGUAACGGGCUCAUUGCAAUGGAGCAACGCCACUGAAGCCCACUGGCUCGUGAGAGCUACCUGGGAUGGUAGCCUGAUAUUCAGUCUAUUCUGCGUCAUUAUUGCCUUUCAUCUCAGCAUAGUGAUCAAUACCGCAGAUAUUCGAGUGGGCGGGAAGAAGGAGCUCAUGGAAUCCCUUAGGGGAGAUUCUCAAUCUUCGUCAAGCAAGUUUGGAUUGUUCAUCUUUCAAACUCCAAUUCUGCUUCUUAGCUACUCUAUUAUGUCUUAUCUCAUCGGUUUGACUCUCUUGGUGGUUAGCCCUCUGUGGAAUCAUCCGUCAGUAGAUGAGAUGCAGAUUGCAUCCACAUUCAUCCCCCGUCCGCCAACAGCGCCUGCGACGAGGGCCAGCGGGAUGGGCGACUUGAAGACCCGCCUCUCCACGCUGCUGAGAAGGCGCUCCUCCAACUCCAGCAAGACGUUGGGCUCGCUGAAGUCGACGGCCUCUAGCGGCGAGCCACCGGCGGCGCUACCUCAUCCGCCAAACCGCCGUUCCUCGUCGCUGAAGCUACCAGACGUCUCCACCAACGCCGUCGAGCACGACGACGACGCCCACAACCUCGAGCACUCCGGAACUCUGUCCGCCAGGAGCCAGCCAUCUCCCGCUUCCGACGUCGGCCGCGGCACCGACAGCCUCAAGUCAAAGGACCGCCCCACGCUCGCUGAUUCCAUCGCCGAAGAAGCACCUGCAGCAGACGCGCAUCCCCCAGUAGCACCGGGCCUGCCGGCUGUGACCCUCGAGGAGCCCACGCCGAUACCCAUUCCCGCCCAAUCCGCGAGCUUGAAAACAAAUCAAUUGCAGCUGGAAGACGCGGAGACUCUGGGCUCAGACGUCGCAACCCCCCUCCGCAGCCGCGCUCCCAAAGGCACAAAAUCGCAUCAACUAGAGCCGCCUGCCAUCGUCCGCCGACAAUCACUCGUGACGACCUCAAAUGCGCGCAUAAUAAAGACUCUUCUUGACUCCGAGCACCAGCCAGAGUCUGCCAGCAUUGCCCUUGGACCCGCCUCCCAGGACUACUUCGCCGCUGGCAACUCCACCUUCUCCGCAGGCAUGCUUCAUCGGAAGGUCUGGGUUAAGCGGGCGCACGCGUCGGCUACACUGGUGCAGGUACGGGAGGAUGAUUUGGUUGAUGAUGUGCGGGAGAUGAUAUUGAAGAAGUAUGCAAAUUCGCUGGGGAGGAACUUCGACGCCCCCGACGUUACCCUGCGUAUCUUUCCCCGAGAUGCAACCCAGAAAUCUGGAGAUCGCGUGCUGGGGCCUGACGAAGAGAUGUGCCGUACCAUCGAUGCGUACUAUCCCGGCGGCCAGACUGUUAACGAGGCUCUUAUUAUAGACGUCCCUCACAAGCGGACACCCCGCCCGUCGCCACGAGCGGUACAACAAGGCAUUCCCUACUACUAUGACCAGUCGAACCCUAUUGAGAAUGCUGCAGAAUACUUCCCGCCGAUGCCUGUAGUUAACCCUUCACCAGCCGCAUUGACGAACGCUUCUCACGACAGCCGGGCUUCAAUGUCUCAUGUCCCACAGCAACACUCCAUAUCCAUCCUCAACACUGGCCAGCUACCCCUAAUACCAUCGCCAGGAGGUACCCGUCGUGGCCAUCACUCGCUACGACCAAAAUACCCUCGACAAAAUACCGCAUCUCCAACAACAAUGCCAAACUCGACAGCCUCUCUGAGCUCGUCCGCGCGCACCAACAACCGUCCUCGUCAUGACUCCACCGCCUCAGAAGCUAAACACCCUGCACACGCUAUUGUUCCCAUAUCGACUCCUCCAGCUGCUGAGGGGGCUCCUUUGAUAAAGCAAGGGUCUUCCCCGCCAACACCUCGCGUUUCAUCGCCUCGACCCAAGGGUCGCAAGAAGAAAGGAACUGGACUGGAUACUCCCUCACUACCUUCAGGCCUGCUCGAUGGCUCUGUGCCUCCUAUAAACGUUUUGAUCGUGGAAGAUAACAUAAUCAACUUGCGAGUUCUGGGAGCCUUCAUGGAGCGACUGAAGGUCCGGUGGCAGCGUGCCAUGAACGGGCGGGAAGCUGUAACAAAAUGGAGGUCAGGAGGCUUUCAUCUUGUUUUGAUGGAUAUUCAAUUACCCAUCAUGAAUGGGCUGGAGGCGACAAAAGAAAUCCGGAGACUGGAGAGGGUAAACAGCAUAGGUGUUUUUAGCAGUGGAAACCACGUGGCUCCAAAUCUGGGCGAAGAGAAGGAGAUUCCCGCGGAAGAUAAGCUGGCCGAUGGACUGCUAUUCAAGAGUCCGGUGAUUAUCGUGGCGCUCACGGCGAGUUCGUUGCAGAGUGACAGGCAUGAAGCUUUGGCGGCUGGGUGUAAUGACUUCUUGACAAAGCCCGUCAACUUCGUCUGGCUCGAGCGCAAAGUCAAAGAAUGGGGCUGCAUGCAAGCCCUGAUCGACUUCGACGGCUGGCGCAAAUGGAAAGACUUCGCCGCGCAAUCCGACAACUCAAAGAGCACCUCGAAACUCACCUCGAGCUUUUCCAUCAACACGUCCAAAAAAUCCAAGGCCGGCUCGAAUCUCAGCCCGAAUUCUGCCGGCAACCUAGCAAACGGUGUUAACGGUUCUUCUCCUGCCACCGCGGCAGCGGCUGCCGCGAGCAAAGCGAAGAAAAAGGAGGAGGACAAGAAGAAGAGAGACAGCAUUGGCAUGGGCGGGCCGGUUGUCGAGGAGAAGGAGUCGGAAUCCCCGAGUCCGCUUGAUAGCUCGGGGGAUCUGACGUAA
Molecule: messenger RNA, 2904 nt
Organism: Mytilinidion resinicola
Lineage: Eukaryota; Fungi; Ascomycota; Dothideomycetes; Mytilinidiales; Mytilinidiaceae
Exons: 5
Coding region: 1-2904 (967 amino acids)
Biological process (GO): osmosensory signaling via phosphorelay pathway
Cellular component (GO): Mcs4 RR-MAPKKK complex
Molecular function (GO): protein kinase activator activity; phosphorelay response regulator activity
Source: RefSeq, a predicted model, not a curated record